CUUACUCUUUAUUCAUUUUCCUUCAGGAUGCGCUCAGUCACACUCUGCCUUCUACUAGCUUUCCUUGUCGUAUGCUUCGCUGAGGAAAUGCUGGAAUUCAGCCCUGACGAUAUUCCAGCUGACGCUCCCAUUAUCCGAGAAAAAAGACAAUUUGGGUGGGGAGGCUAUGGCGGAUAUGGAGGAUGGGGUAGAGGAUAUGGAGGCUACGGCGGUUAUGGCGGUUACGGAGGCUACGGAGGUUAUGGUGGCUUCGGUCGUCGAUUUGGAGGAGGCUGGUGGUAAUUGGGACUGCCAUCUUUUUGAGGCGAUCGACGUCGUGAUUUAAUGUUUUUCAUAUUGUAUAAUAGAUGUACACUAAUAAAAUGCUCUUGUUCAUGUU
Cylicocyclus nassatus is the source of this 379-nucleotide messenger RNA. The record is from the annotation of a GenBank genome assembly. NCBI's taxonomy places the organism in Eukaryota, Metazoa, Nematoda, Chromadorea, Rhabditida, Strongylidae.